AUGGCGGAUCCAAUUCAGCUCGUCAAUGCCGCAACCUCAGAUUCUCACAACUACUAUCCACCUACCAUACUUCUACCCCAUUAUGUGGACAAUGAAAGCUCUUCACUUUCGAUAAUUAUUCAAUUCGGCUUUCUAUGGGCAGCCGUAUUGGGAGGAGCCUCGAUCACCAUAUCUCGUGUGCGACCGACUGCCAGUCAAUCAGAUAAGCUUGCUUUUGUUUGGAUGUGUCUGACGGGAUUCAUCCAUCUCUUUUUCGAAGCAUACUUUGUUAUAAACCACAAAACACUUGCAGGCUCACAAGAACUAUUCGGCCAGCUAUGGAAGGAGUAUUCUCUUUCUGAUUCUCGUUAUUUGACGUCCGAUGCAUUCCUAGUCUGCAUGGAGGCUGUUACUGCAUUCGCUUGGGGCCCUCUUGCCUUCUGUAUCGCAUAUUUCAUUGCAGUACAGCAUCCCGCACGUUAUCCUCUGCAGCUUCUGAUUUCCGUUGGUCAGGUAUAUGGCGAUGUCUUUUACUAUGGAACAAGUUUGCUUGAAAUCUCGUACUGUCGACCAGAAAGAUAUUACUUCUGGUUCUAUUACUUCUUCUUCAAUUUCAUCUGGAUGAUUGUUGGUUGCUAUUAUGCGAAGCAGAGCAUUACGGAGACAACGAAGGCUUUCGCGAAGCUUGGAGAAGUUGACUUGUCACCUAAGAAGAAACAGGCAAACUUCAAAAGGGACUAA
This is a messenger RNA of Penicillium samsonianum, 720 nucleotides long. RefSeq names its product EXPERA domain-containing protein. The transcript has 4 exons. Lineage: Eukaryota; Fungi; Ascomycota; Eurotiomycetes; Eurotiales; Aspergillaceae. Gene Ontology annotation, cellular component: endoplasmic reticulum; membrane. The record is from RefSeq and is a predicted model, not a curated record. Gene Ontology annotation, molecular function: steroid Delta-isomerase activity; C-8 sterol isomerase activity; cholestenol delta-isomerase activity. Bases 1 to 720 code for a protein of 239 amino acids. Gene Ontology annotation, biological process: sterol biosynthetic process.